CAGAUCCAAACAUGGCCAAAUGGAAAAAAAUCAGCAUUUUCCUCAUCUUGAGUCUGUUGAUAUGUAUUUGUAUUGUUGUGAGUCUUGUUGUUCGCCGCCCAUACAGAACUGUGGUUGCUGCUGAUUCAAAAAUCUGCUCAGAAGUCGGACGAGACAUCCUGAAGGAAGGCGGCUCGGCGGCCGAUGCUGCAAUAGCUGCCCUGUUAUGCACAUCGGUGGUAAACCCACACAGCACCGGCAUCGGAGGAGGAUCUAUUUUCACUAUCAUGUCGCAAAACGGUACGGUGAAAGUCAUCAACUCCAGAGAGACGGUUCCAAAGACCAUCAAAGAAGACCUUUUAUCAGAUUGCCCGUGCAGUCAAACAGGAGGCAUUAACUGGAUGGGCGUUCCCGGUGAGAUCCGUGGUUAUGAGCGUGUGCACAGGCUGUACGGUCGUCUGCCCUGGUCCCGACUGUUCCAGCCCACCAUCCGGCUGGCCAGAGAGGGGGUCAAAAUGUCCAAAAUAGUUGUACGCUACCUAGAUGGCAUCAAAAAUCGCGGUGCACGUCAGCUGUUCGAGGACGAACAGGGAAGGAUGCUGAAGGAAGGGGACACUAUGAAAUUUGAGAAACUUGCCGAUACUCUGGAGGAGAUAGCAGAGAACGGAGCAGAUGAAUUCUAUACAGGAGAAACAGCCAAAAAGCUUCUCUGCGACAUGCAGCAAGCAGGUGGAAGUAUCACUCUUGAGGACCUGCGCUCGGUCGAGGUGUCUGAGGUGGAGCCCUGGAAAGUGUCCCUGGGCGAUUACACCAUGUACUUCCCCCCUCCACCUUCAGGGGCCGCAGUGGUCAGCUUCAUCCUCAAUGUUAUGGAAGGCUACAACCUAAAUCCAGCCUCUCUAGAAGGAAAAGAGCGUGUGCUGACCUACCAUCGCUUCGUAGAGGCCUGUAAAUUUGCUAAUGCACAGAGGAAGUUAAUGAAAGACCCCAGAUUCAACAAUGUGACGAAGGCCUACGCUAUAACUAGAAAGGAGUUUGCUGACCGCAUUAGGAAGAAGAUCACAGAUGACCAAACCCACGAUGCCCAGUACUACAGCGUCACUCCUGAAGUGGACACACAGGGCACCUCUCAUGUGUCUGUGCUGGACGAGGAUGGCAUGGCUGUGGCCGUCACCAGCACCAUCAACUACAUGUUUGGAUCUGGAGAGUUUUCACCCCAGACAGGUGUCAUCUUUAACAAUCAACUUGCAGAUUUUUGUUACAGAGCAGACAAGAUCCAAACUGGUGAACGUCCUCCCUCCUCCAUGGCUCCCAUGAUCCUUCGCUCCACAAAAACAGAUGACUUGAUUAUUAUUGGAGGGUCAGGGGGCACCAUGAUCACCACCGGGGUGUCCAUGGCUCUCGCGAACUACCUGUGGCUCGGAAACAGUCUGGAACACUCCAUCGCUAAGCCUGUUGUGUUUGUGGACGGCAAGAAUAGGCUCAGCUUUGAGACCGACUUUGACAAGGACGUCAUAAAGGCCCUCAAAGACCUUAAAGACACAGUUAAAUACCAAAAGUAUUUCUAUAAUGUGGUCAACGCUAUAUCAAAGCAAAGAGGCACCAUCUACGCUUAUUCAGAUGUUCGGAAGGGUGGCGAGGCUGUCGGCUACUGAUCUGUUCCUCCUUUACCACAGAAGAUCACAGUAAUUCAAUUUUGGCAUUUUUGCAAGUGUUUUGUGUGGAAGUAAAUCAUGUGUUUGGAACAAUAAAA
This is a messenger RNA of Pygocentrus nattereri (red-bellied piranha), 1732 nucleotides long. Its product is annotated as glutathione hydrolase 5 proenzyme-like. Gene Ontology annotation, biological process: inflammatory response; leukotriene D4 biosynthetic process; glutathione catabolic process. NCBI's taxonomy places the organism in Eukaryota, Metazoa, Chordata, Actinopteri, Characiformes, Serrasalmidae. The record is from RefSeq and is a predicted model, not a curated record. The transcript has 12 exons. Gene Ontology annotation, cellular component: plasma membrane. Gene Ontology annotation, molecular function: leukotriene-C(4) hydrolase activity; glutathione gamma-glutamate hydrolase. The coding region runs from base 12 to 1634 and encodes 540 amino acids.